Centruroides sculpturatus (bark scorpion) is the source of this 1832-nucleotide messenger RNA. RefSeq names its product leucine-rich repeat and calponin homology domain-containing protein 3-like. The record is from RefSeq and is a predicted model, not a curated record. Bases 43 to 1806 code for a protein of 587 amino acids. Gene Ontology annotation, molecular function: protein binding. The transcript is spliced from 13 exons. Lineage: Eukaryota; Metazoa; Arthropoda; Arachnida; Scorpiones; Buthidae.
UACACGAUGCUAAAUUGUGAAGAAAUUAUUUAGCUUUUCAGAAUGAACGUAAAGGCAGACGACGGUUUUUGUUACUGCCAUGAAGACUCUUUCAAAAUGGCUUCGGCCGCUUCGGGUCUGGGCGGUCUGUCGUGUGGCCAGCUAAUACGGACCUUUGAAAGACUGUUCGAAGAUGCUCAAAUAACAGGUGAAUUAAAACUGAGUGGAAAAAAACUGAAGGAGUUUCCUAAAGUUGCUUGUAAAUAUGAUUUGAGCGAUACCGUUGUUGUGGACUUAUCAAAGAACAGGUUUAGUGAAGUUCCGUCCGAGAUUUGUGAAUUUUAUUUGCUAGAGAGGCUGGAUUGCUAUCAUAAUACAAUUCGUUCCAUCCCAGAUUCUGUGAUCACUUUACAUUCUCUAACAUAUUUAGAUCUCAGUCGUAAUCAGUUAACAUCUGUAUCACCUGUGCUAUGUCAGUUACCAUUACAAGUGCUCAUAUUGAGUAAUAACAAACUAGUUGCACUACCUGAGGAGAUUGGUCAUAUGCAAUGCUUGAUGGAUUUAGAUAUCAGCUGCAAUGAAAUCUCUAAUAUACCACCUCAAAUUGGAGAUCUUCAUUCUCUCUGCACCUUAAAUAUGAGAAGAAACUUAAUAACAAAAUUGCCAUCAGAAUUAUGUGAGCUUCAAUUGGCAUAUUUAAACAUUUCUGCAAAUAGAAUAGCAAUUUUGCCGACUUCUUUACGUCUUAUGAUUUCUCUACAGAUUCUAGUAGUUGAUCAAAAUCCUUUAACAUGUCCACCUGCAAUUUUAUGCACCAGGGGUAAAGUUCAUAUAUUUAAAUUCUUAGAACUUCAAGCUAGUAAAGAAGAUAAGAAACAAGAUAUUUUGUUGGAAAAUGAUUUAAAACGAAUGUAUCGAAAGCCUGGCUAUAUAGUUGAUCUAAGAUUUCAGAAUGGCUUACCAACAGAGAAUAAAGUAAAACGAUGUACUGUUGAUUCAGGAUAUAACACAUCUGAUGGUGGAGAAAAGAGACGAUCUCAGGAAAUUCAAGAUUUGAAUAUUGAUUUAGAAGAAACAAGGUCCAUGAAAACAUAUAAAUCUACAAAUGAAAAUCAGUUCAGUAAAUCCAAUAAUAUACUAAACAGUUUUGAUUUAAAUGAACAUAUCUCCAUUUCUAAUAAUCUCAUUAAGCAGGAACAAAAUAAAAGAAAUGAAAAGUUUUCUGUGGAAUACUUAAAUGGAAAGUCCCCAAUAAAUAAGAAUACAAGCAAAAUUAAUAAAGAAGAUUUUAGUAAAAAAUAUUUAAGCAUUACCAGAUUAUCUUCUAGUGACUCCAAUGUUGCAGAUGAUGAUUGUAAAUUUGGGAAUCUGUCUGUAAGUGGAGAAAAUAAAAGGCCCUAUCCACAUAUUCAAACUUACAAAGAAUAUAAAGAAGCAUUACGUCUUCAAAGAGCUGGUGAUAAUAAUAUUUACAAGAAAGUUACUGUAGACGGAACUACAAGUUUAACAUCAAAUAAAAAUGAGGGUUUUAAAGUGGAAACUAAUAUACAGCACCAUACUGUAACAAGUCAUUUAACACCUGAAGAAGAAUUUAGAGUAAAACAUGAAACUCUUAAGAAUCAGCAACGCCAUGAAGCUGAAAUAAUCCAAAGGCAUUUAGAAUCAGAAAGAAAUAAAUUUAAAGAAAUAUGUAAAGAUCAAAACUCUGUUGUUCAGCAAUCACAAAAUCAGAAAAUAGUAUCUUCUAAAGCAAAAUGCAGUAGUAAAUGGGAGAGAUCAAAUAAUGAUUCAGCAAAAUCAGUUUCAGGUAUUAAAUUUUUAAAAUAAAAAAUAAAAUGUCUAAUUUAUUGAUA